GCGAGUAGGUGCCCUUGGUGUAGCUCACAGUGAUGUGAAAAGGAUUUCCAUUUGUCUAGUCUGUGCCUACUUUCCCCAUCUAAUCCCCAUCUAUUCUCACCGCUGACCUUGAGUUGAAUGCUAAUCUGAACAGUGAGGAGCGGCAGACUGUCGAGAGCGUCUGGAGGCAAAACACUCAGCAGGCUGCAGACUAGGCUUCCUCCCCCGUCUAACUCGGGCGGCUUGUUUUCAUUUGGUGCCUGGGACAUGAACCGCGUCGCUGCCUCGGUGGUGAGAUUUGACUGAAAGGAAUUAAUGGCCCUCAUGGGCAGCAGCCAUGGCCUCUGAGGAACCUGUGGACCCGGCAGUGGCCGGUACUGUGGUGAAAGCUCCUCCAGACGCCUCGCAAGAGGAGCAUUCGGCCCCCCCUGUGCAGGAAGUGAUUGACUGCAGCAGCCAUGUCCCAUAUGCAGUGUCCAGUCCCAGCACCAGCAGCCUUUGCAGUGAGGACUCCUUCUGUCGGAUCUGUCACGAGGGCGACGGCGUGGAGGACCUUCUGUCCCCCUGCGAAUGCGCCGGCACUCUGGCCAUGGUCCACUGCAGCUGUCUGGAGCGUUGGCUGACGGCCUCAAACACCAGUCGCUGCGAGCUCUGCCACUUUGAAUUUGCCUUGGAACGCUUGCCAAAGCCACUCACCGAGUGGCUGGACACCCCGUCCAUGCAGCACCAGAGGCGAACACUGUGUGGUGACAUCAUCUGUUUUAUGUUCAUCACUCCGCUGGCCUGUCUGUCCGGCUGGCUCUGUGUCCAGGGGGCCAUGGACCUCUAUUACAGCAACAGCAUGGAGGCUAUUGGCCUCAUAGUCCUCACUCUUGCACUGUUCUCCAUCUACCUGUUCUGGACCUUUGUGUCUUUGCGCUACCACAUUCAUCUCUUUGAGGUGUGGAAAAGGACCAAUCAGAGAGUCAGGCUCCAGAUCUCCAGGCCAGCACUGUUACCACCUCGCCAACAAGAAUUUCCCCAGCUCUUCAUAAACAAGGACACCAGCAAGGAGACAGUGGUGUAGCUCUGCUCACCAUCACCAUCUCAGGUGGACAACCACUCCCACGGAUUAAACCCUUAUUUCCUUGGGCUGAACAGACUUCAUGAUGAAUACACCGCCAUUUUCCUUUUGUUUGAGAAAGAAAAUUGACCGUUUUAGACUUAAAGAUUUAGUUUUGUCAGAAUUUUUUAUUUUUAUUUUUUUUUUUUAAGUAAAUGAAAUGGAAUUCCCUGGGAAUGUGUUGAAUUUUGGGAGAUUUGGGACAAUUUCUUCUUAAAUGUCAUUUCAAGACAGCCAGUAUCUCCAGCACUACAAACUUCCAUUGUACGUCGCUUUGGAUAAAAGCUUCUGCCAAAUAGGCCUAAAUGUAAGGUAAACUUCUAUACAGCUUUGAAAUUCCCAAUGACACCAAGCUUUCUGUGCUGCUAUGAUGUGGUAUUUAUACAAUUAUGAACAAUCAAGUCUUUCAGGUUUAUACUUCAGAGCCAAAUGGUCAACCUGUACAAAAAAUGAAGACCUGUGGCAUCAGUUCAGUAAAAAUCUUUAUUGAAGUUUUACAAAAUACUGUAGAAUACAUUCUGUUGCAAUACACAUUCAAUAAAUAACUGAAGACAUCUGUGAUUUCUACAGCAAGGUUAUAUCCUUGUCCUUUUUCAAGACAACAGACUAUA
Messenger RNA from Anguilla anguilla (European eel), 1692 nucleotides. RefSeq lists its product as uncharacterized. Gene Ontology annotation, biological process: protein ubiquitination. The transcript is spliced from 5 exons. The record is from RefSeq and is a predicted model, not a curated record. The coding region runs from base 317 to 1045 and encodes 242 amino acids. NCBI's taxonomy places the organism in Eukaryota, Metazoa, Chordata, Actinopteri, Anguilliformes, Anguillidae. Gene Ontology annotation, molecular function: ubiquitin-protein transferase activity; zinc ion binding.